This is a messenger RNA of Capsicum annuum, 828 nucleotides long. RefSeq lists its product as uncharacterized. The transcript has 4 exons. Gene Ontology annotation, cellular component: nucleus. The record is from RefSeq and is a predicted model, not a curated record. Gene Ontology annotation, biological process: chromatin remodeling. Bases 1 to 828 code for a protein of 275 amino acids. Lineage: Eukaryota; Viridiplantae; Streptophyta; Magnoliopsida; Solanales; Solanaceae.
AUGCCUAACUCGGAGAAGAUUGUCAUAGCGAGGGACUUCAAUGGGCACAUUGGGGUUGUGCCAAGAGGUUAUGAUGAUGUACAUGGAGGUUUCGGUUUUGGUGAUAGGAAUGAGGAGAGAGCAAUUUUGUUAGAUUUUGCGAGGGCUUUGGGGUUGGUGGUGGUGAUUUCGAGCUUUUUGAAGAAGGGGAAUCACCUGAUUACCUUUCGAAGUGCGAUAGCCAAGACUCAUAUUAACUUUAUGCUGCUAAGGAAGGGGGAUAGGGUUUUAUGUAAGGACUGUAAAGUCAUUCCGAGUGAGCAUCUUUUGACUCAGCACAAGGUUCUGGUGAUGGACUUAUUUAUGAAGAGGAGCAAGAAGAGAAGGGUCGAGGAGGGUCAGCCUAGAAUUAGGUGGGGUAGCUUGACACCAGAUAGUGCGCUGAAGAUAGAAGAGAAAGAGGUCUACAAAUUAGCAAAGAAAGAGGCUAAGCUUGCAGUUACGGCAGCAAAGUCAGCAGCGUUUAAGAGCUUGUAUGCGGGGUUAGAUGAGAAAGGCAGGGAAAAGAGGCUUUUGAACGAGAAAGGGGAUAGGGGCAUUGAGUUAGGUGAGCUGGAACACUCAGAGGAGAGACGUGAUUUCAAUUAUUGUAGACGUUUUAAGGUUGAGAAAGUCAGGGAAGCUAUUCGUACGAUGUGGAGGGGAAAGGCGACGGGGCCUAAUGAGAUUCCGAUAGAUUUUUGGAAGUUUUCAGGUAGGGCAGGGUUAAGGUGGUUAACUGAUUUGCUUAACGGCAUUUUCAAGACGGCGAGGAUUCCUGAAGCCGGAAGCUGCCUGCUUGCUCCGUAA